Molecule: messenger RNA, 2657 nt
Organism: Malaya genurostris
Lineage: Eukaryota; Metazoa; Arthropoda; Insecta; Diptera; Culicidae
Product: peroxisomal multifunctional enzyme type 2-like
Exons: 6
Coding region: 289-2448 (719 amino acids)
Cellular component (GO): cytosol
Molecular function (GO): oxidoreductase activity
Source: RefSeq, a predicted model, not a curated record
GAAGACGGUCGAACUUUCAGAUUAGAUUUGCACUUGCAACACAAUCACAUAAUAUUAUUAUUAUUAUUUUCUUAUGUCUCGGUUUUUGUUAGUCGUAUGACGUGUUGUGUUUAGUACGGUUGAAGUGCUUGGGCAGUCCACAACUGAAUUAUUAGUGGUAUAUUUCAGGUCAAAUUCCACGUAUCGUUCCUUCGCACUACGAGAUAAGAUUACUGUUAAACAAAUAAGCAUCCCCCGGUGUCGAAUUUGCUCAUAACAUAGAUCAACUAGGUUUAGUACGGAAGGAAAAUGGUUUCAGCUAAUGCAAAUCAAUUGCGAUACGAUGGCCGAGUUGUGGUCAUUACCGGUGCCGGGGCCGGAUUAGGACGAGAAUAUGCAUUGCUGUUCGGUUCUCGCGGUGCAAAAGUAGUCGUGAAUGAUUUGGGUGGUAAUUUUCAUGGUCAAGGAAAAUCGAAUGCUGCCGAUAAUGUGGUGCAGGAAGUCCGAGCGGCAGGUGGAACCGCGGUUCCAGACUACAACUCGGUGGUGGAUGGUGAUAAAAUUAUUCAGACCGCCAUGGAAGCUUUUGGCAGGGUUGAUGUUUUGGUCAACAAUGCGGGUAUUUUACGUGACAAGAGUUUGGCUCGUAUUUCGGACGAAGAUUGGAACCUUAUUCAUGAUGUACAUCUGAAAGGUAGUUUCCUUACAACGCGGGCUGCCUGGGCAAUUAUGAAGAAACAAAACUAUGGCCGAAUAAUUAUGACAUCCAGUAACUCCGGUAUCUAUGGGAACUUCGGUCAGGCUAAUUACAGUGCGGCCAAGCUGGGCUUGAUUGGAUUAGCAAACACGGUUGCAAUUGAGGGAGCGAAAAAUAACAUUAAAUGCAACGUGAUUGUGCCAACAGCCGCUUCAAGGAUGACCGAGGGGAUCAUCCCGGAAAUUCUGUUUAAUGAGCUGAAACCCAAACUAAUUGCCCCGGUGGUUGCUUAUCUCUGUCACGAAUCUUGUGAAGAUACUGGGGCGAUAAUUGAAAGUGCAGCUGGUUGGGCAACCAAAGUUCAUUUUGUCAGAGGAAAAGGCUCAAUUCUACGAACAUCAAUUGAUGAGAAUGUUACGCCCGAGUAUGUCAAAAGUGUUUGGGAUAAGGUGACUGAUAUGUCUGAUACGAAACAUUUGAAUACCAUCACUGAUGCAAGCCUAGCAUUGGCGGAUGUACUGGAAAAGCUUCGUGAAGGAAAAUUUGGAGAAAACUCAGUGACGGAGUCCUUUAAGUUCAACUUUAAGGACGUUAUCCUGUACGCUCUAGGAGUGGGAGCAACAGUAACAGAUGAAAAUGAUUUGCGAUUCUUGUAUGAGAACCACCCAGAUUUUUCAGCCAUUCCAACGUUUUUCAUUCUUCCUGGCUUACUCUCGGUUAUGGGAUCAAACCUAACCGCGACCGCAAUUCCUCAUGCUAGCUUUGAUUUAACCAACAUUUUGCACGGAGAACAAUAUAUCGAAUUAUUUGAUUCAGUUCCGACAGAUGGUAUUUUGACGACAACAUCAACUGUAAUCGAUGUACUGGAUAAGAAAUCAGGGGCAUUGGUAAUUACGCAAUCUGAUUCUUAUGACGUAAAUGGUACGUUGAUUGCACGUAGUCAAAGUAGUACAUUUGUUGUGGGCGCAGGAAAUUUCAACGGCAAAAGCAAAGCCAGCCCGGAAGUUAAACCACUGGUUCCAAACCCCAAACGUUCCCCAGAUACGUCAGUGCAGAUAAAGACAUCGCGAGACCAGGCUGCUUUGUAUCGGUUGUCCGGUGAUUUAAAUCCUUUGCACAUUGAUCCCGGCUUCUCUACAAUCGCCGGAUACAAAAUACCGAUCUUACAUGGAUUAUGCACGAUGGGAAUUUCCGUGAAAGCUGUUUUGAAAAACUUUGGCGCAGACGACUCGUCUUUAUUCAGAGCUGCUAAAGUGCGCUUCUCUAAGCCAGUUCUACCAGGACAAACAUUGCGCGUUGAUAUGUGGAAGGAACCAAAUAAUCGUAUUUGUUUCCGCACGGUGGUUGUGGAGACGAACACAGAGGUGCUGUCUGGCGCUUACGUGGACUUUAAGAAGAUAGUCGUUAAACCAAACAUGACUGCCGGAAAGGAUCUACAGAGUGAUGCGAUUUUCGCUGCAAUCAAGGAACGCAUUGCCGAGGACGAGGCCAAGGCAAAGUCUAUAAAUGCUGUUUUUCACUACAAGAUCACUGAUGCCGGCAAAGUUGUUAAAGAGUGGGUAAUUGAUUUGAAAUCAGCCAAGCUUUAUGAAGGCCCAGUACAAGGAAAAGCUGAUACCACACUGACAAUUUCCGAUGCCGAUUUCGUUGACCUAGCACUUGGCAAAAUUCAACCCCAGGCCGCCUUUAUGAAAGGCAAGUUGAAGAUCACCGGAAACAUUAUGUUGGCUCAGAAAUUGUCUUCAAUAAUGAAGACAGAAGCUAAACUUUGAGAUCAAAAUUUGGCAUGUAACAGCUGCGAAGUAAAUCGCUUGCGGAUGACGCUUUGUACAUUAGCGUUGUGGUGGCACAAGUGUUUAUAAUUACAUUCUUAGAAAUUAUUUUUAAGUUCAAUUAUAGUAUUUUAUAAAUGGAAAACUACAAGUUUACUAUUCCAUGUGAGCAUGCGGGAAAUUGGGGCAAUACAAACAACUAAAAAGUU